GUCGGAGGCGCCUUCAGCGCAGACUCAGUCGGUGGGGGGACGGAGUGAGGGAGAUCGCAGCCAUGUCGGAUUAUGGAAAUUACAGUCAGCCUGGAACUCAAGCACAAAGUUAUGGAGCCUAUGGUGGACAGUCAAGCCAAAAUUAUGGACAUGCUUCACAGGGUUAUGGUGGCUAUGAGCAGUCUGGUGAUGCAUCUGGAUAUGGACAAGGCCAAAGUGGGUAUGGUUCAAGUUAUGGACAAGCGCAGUCAGGGUUGAAUUCUCAGUCUUCAACGUCUGGUUAUGGGCAGAGUGGGCAAGGCUAUGGAAGUGAGAGCUCUCGUAAUACUUAUGGGCAGCAACAGAUGUAUGGAAGUUAUGGACAGCAUUCAGAUUCUCCUAGCAGUUAUGGCUCAAAAUCAGAAACAGAAUAUGGUAACCAGUCAAGCCAAUCAAGUUACAAUCAACCAAGUUACAGCCACUCGACCUCAUACCAUCCACCGCAUGAGAGCUAUGGUCAGCAGAGAUCAGAUGACUACGAGCAGGAUAGACCUGGCAGGAGUAAAUUUGGAGAUGACAACCGAAACUUUGGCAGACAACAGGGUAAUGGCGGUAGAGGUCGUGGAGGAUACAGCCAUAGUGGAUAUGAUGGUGACAGAGGGGGACGUGGUAGAAUGGGCGGUGGUGACCGUGGUGGCUUCAAUAAUUUUGGUGGCUCAAGAGAUCGUGGACAAGGUCCUAGUCCUGCUUCUGAUGAUAACUCUGAUAACAACACCAUUUUUGUCCAGGGCCUGGGAGACGAUGUGACAACCGAACAAGUUGCUGAGUUCUUUAAACAAAUUGGUGUGAUUAAGAUUAAUAAGAAAACUGGAAACGCCAUGAUCAACCUCUACACUGAUAAAGUGACAGGCAAACUGAAAGGUGAAGCAACAGUGUCUUUUGAUGACCCACCAUCAGCAAAAGCAGCAAUUGAUUGGUUUGAUGGAAAGGAUUUCCAUGGAAACGUAAUAAAAGUUUCCUUCGCAACAAGGCGAUCAGAGUUCGUACGAGGUGGCAGAGGUGGUCGUGGAGGUGGCCAUAUGGGUAGAGGACAUGGGCGUGGUUUUCAGGGUGGCGGUGGUCAAAGAGGUGAUGAUUGGACUUGUCCAAAUCCAUCGUGUGGUAAUGUCAACUUCUCAUGGAGAAAUGAAUGCAACCAGUGCAAAACACCCAGAGUGGAUGGUGGUGGAGGUGGUGAACAUCAUGGCAGAGGUGGAUUCAGAGGCCGUGGGGGUUACCGUGGAGGCAGAGGUGGAGAUCGUGGUUUCGGGGGUUCUGGAAAAAUGGGUGGAGGAAGAAGUGAUCACAGAUCGGAUCGACGUGAUAGGCCUUACUGAAAGCAUCCUGGGAACAAGAUUUUUUCUUUAGUGGUGCUUCAACAUUGAUGCAAUGUAAUGUACUUUUUCCACUGUAUUUGAAGAUGAAGAUUAAACUGGAUUUUUAAUAAA
Messenger RNA from Pristis pectinata (smalltooth sawfish), 1466 nucleotides. RefSeq names its product RNA-binding protein FUS-like. The coding region runs from base 63 to 1355 and encodes 430 amino acids. NCBI's taxonomy places the organism in Eukaryota, Metazoa, Chordata, Chondrichthyes, Rhinopristiformes, Pristidae. Gene Ontology annotation, cellular component: nucleus. The record is from RefSeq and is a predicted model, not a curated record. Gene Ontology annotation, molecular function: RNA binding; transcription coregulator activity. Gene Ontology annotation, biological process: regulation of DNA-templated transcription. The transcript has 16 exons.